Daucus carota subsp. sativus is the source of this 3220-nucleotide messenger RNA. Its product is annotated as zinc finger CCCH domain-containing protein 53-like. Gene Ontology annotation, molecular function: metal ion binding; RNA binding. Bases 514 to 2622 code for a protein of 702 amino acids. The transcript is spliced from 10 exons. The record is from RefSeq and is a predicted model, not a curated record. Lineage: Eukaryota; Viridiplantae; Streptophyta; Magnoliopsida; Apiales; Apiaceae.
UGCACAAUUUGAGACACAGAUCUGAAUCAGCUCAGACACAGACAGACACACACAUACUCUCUCUCUCCCUCCCUCUCUCUCUCUCAGACAGAACACAACUUGCACAAACUUUGUAGCUAUAGAAAGAGAAAACCAAGCUUAACCCAUUGUUGACUGUCUGUGCUUCCUCUCGCUUAGCUUUUGUAGGUGUUGAUGUUUAAACUUCACUAUAAAUAAAAAGAGAUUGCAGGUUUUGUGUACAUAUAUGUGUAAUGUAUGACUUUGACACUUGAUUAUUUCAUCAUCAGCCUUACAGUCGUAGAAAGACUUGAGAUUUUGUAGCAUGGGAGAAAGAUAAGACAUUAAAGGAAAAUUUGUUUGGUGGGUGUGAUUUUGUGGUAGGAUUGUACAAAGUUUAAUCUUAACUUUAACCUGUGGAGAGGUCAAAAGAGACAUUAAUUUGGUGACCAGGGAUUAAAGUUUGAAUCUUUGUACUAAUUUGUACUUUGUAGUACUAAUUGCAAGUUAAUUAGUAUGGAUUCUUAUGAAGCAACAAGUGUUGUUUAUUCAAGAAUUAAAGACUUGGAUCCUGAUAAUGCUUCUAAGAUCAUGGGUCUUAUCUUACUUCAAGAUCAUGGGGAGAAGGAACUGAUAAGAUUAGCUUUUGGUCCUGAAUCUUUAGUUCACUCUAUUGUUGUCAAAGCAAGAAUUGAUCUUGGCCUAUCUUCAUCAAACACUCCUACUUCACCUUCUUCUCCUAUGCCUUUCUCUAGGCAUAGUUCCUCUCAUACUUCAGCAUUGUCCCGCCAUUUGAAUGGUAGAAGUCUACCUUCUCCAUUGAGUAUACCGAACCCGUCUUCUUCGGAUUCCUCUUGGACAGCUGCUUCGGAUAUUUAUGCAGAUUUGAGCAGUCCUAGUACAUGUCUUGAUCGUUUUGAUGUUAAGGGGGUUGGUAAUUUAGGAAUUGGUUCUUCGUCAUUGUCAACUAUGAAUUCAUCAGCACCUCCCUUCUAUGGGAAUGGGGAGAGAGAUUCUGAUUUAAUUGAUGAAUCUCAACUCCAAGAUCAGCUUUCAUUCCUCAAUGAUGGCUAUGACCCUGAUUUGACCUCCAGUCCAAAUGGAAGGGGUUGUAAUGGUGUAACACCGUUUAAGUUGUCCAAUGGGGGCCUUAGGAGCUGGGGUGGUGGCGACAUAAAUAAUGGCCUCUCGCACCGUAGAAGCUGCUCAGUUAGUGAUGUUUUCCUUGGUUCUGAAGACCCUUCUGGGGGAUUUGGAGUGCAGCCAUGUCUAUACUAUGCAAAAGGCUACUGUAAAAAUGGGACAAGUUGUAGGUUCCUUCAUCGAGAGGGCCUUUCGGAUUCAGAUUCUUCAGUUGGUUCGCCGAGCAAGAUGGAGAUGAUAAAGCAGUGUCAUGAGUUUCUAAGAUCUGAAUCAGCAAAACAGGAAAGAUUGGCUGCAGCUUCCCAGCUCAUGGGUGGUUUGAACUUCCCUUACUCUCCUAAAUCCAUUAAUCUACUUCUGCAACAGCAAACUGAUAGCCCAAGGGCGGCUGCAGCAGCCUUGAUGUUGGGUGAGGAAAUAAACAACUUUGCCAGAUCUCCUCGACUGGACAGGAGUGAAGUUGCGAUGGAUGGAAUGGUGAAUCCAGUAUCAAGGCAGAUUUACCUGACUUUUCCUGCAGAUAGUACUUUUAAAGAAGAGGAUGUGUCUAAUUACUUCAGUAUAUUUGGGCCUGUGCAAGAUGUGAGGAUUCCAUACCAGCAGAAGCGCAUGUUUGGCUUUGUCACCUUUGUUUAUUCGGAUACUGUGAAACUAAUUCUGGCUAAAGGGAAUCCUCACUUUGUCUGUGAUGCUCGGGUACUUGUUAAACCAUAUAGGGAGAAGGGAAAAUUCCCGGAUAAAUACAGGAAGCAACACAUGGAACUGGGGGAAUUUUCUGCAUGUGGAAGCCCUACAAGUUUAGACAUAAGAGAUCCUUUUGAUCUUCAGCUUGGGGCAAGAAUGCUAUACAAUAGUCAGGACAUGCUACAGAGGAAAAAGUUGGCAGAGCAAGCUGACUUGCAACAAGCCAUUGAGCUGCAAAAUCGGAGGUUGAUGAGUCUCAAGCUUCUUGAUGCUAAGAGGAGUUAUCACCACCGCGCCUUCUCUACUGGAGCAGUAGAUAUAUCUUCUACCUUUUUGCCAAAUCACUGUAGGAGGAGUUCCGUACUUUCUUCUUCAGAUUGCAGCAGUCCAGAAUUUCCUGAAGAAAAUCAUUCAGCUCUCAACAUCAGCCACCAGCAGACAACAAAUAUACAUGAGAAAGUGAAAGAUUUUUCACGUCUAAGUGACCAAAAUUGCAAUGUGAGAGCAAUUCCUGACAAUGACGAAACAAGUGCUUUACUAGAAUGCUUAGACAACCAUCUAUCCGACAAUCUGUUUUCAUCUCCGAAAGCUGCAAGUGGAUCCAUACCUGUUUUCUCCACAGAUACAACCAUUGAGGACAACAGAAAUUGGACAGCUUUUUCAGCCCGGUCUUCCACCAACAAUUUGAUGGCUUCAUCGCUACUUCCUGCUACAUCAGCCCUUGACAGUGCUUCACUCAAGUCAUACUACUUUCAAGGUCCCAGGCUUGCCUCAAAUCAUGGAGCCCCUGAAAUGUAGACGCCUUCAUCUACUUUUACCUUCUUUAGCUUAGGAAGAAGACUAACAAGUAUAAAGAAAACUGAAAACCUCCAUAUAAGAUCUAUAGAGAAUUUUUCACCACUACAAGCAGGAAGCCAACAAUUACAUACAAACAAUAUAUACAUCAUAGUCAGAAGAAGUAAAGGAAGCCGAAUAGGCCACAUUUUAUUCUACUGCAGUGUAGAGUAGGUAACUCUUUAAUAUUUUCUUUUUUACAUCUGUAAAGUCAGGAGAUACUCUACAUUUACCGUAUAGCAGAGGCAGCAGUAAAAAUCCAGAACAGUGAAUGGUUGUGUAACUACAAUGCUGAUUUAGAACUCAGAACUCAGAAGGGUAACUUGGAGACUUGGUUUAGAUUCUCAAGGGAAAGACAGGUUAAAAGGGUACAUAAAGAAGGCAGCUCAGACCUCAGUGCAGUAGUUUUUAAGUGACUUUACCAGACAAAAUCUACCAUAUAUAGUAAAACAAUGUGAUUGUCCGUUUAUUGUAAUUGUUGUACUCUGAAAAUUUAAUCUUCUUGUAAGAAUCAGAGGACAUGCGAGUCUGAUAUAAUGAAUAUGUUUGUUUUAGUCAGCUA